Messenger RNA from Lontra canadensis (Northern American river otter), 1562 nucleotides. RefSeq names its product HAUS augmin like complex subunit 8 (gene HAUS8). The record is from RefSeq and is a predicted model, not a curated record. The transcript has 11 exons. The coding region runs from base 210 to 1337 and encodes 375 amino acids. NCBI's taxonomy places the organism in Eukaryota, Metazoa, Chordata, Mammalia, Carnivora, Mustelidae.
UCAGGACACCGCCUCCUGCAGCUGGUGGAUGAAACCAAGUGUGAGGGGAAAACAGAGUGGCGCGCGCUCGGGGGUCUCCCGCUUCACCCGCAGACACGCUCUCCGAGGCCAGCGGCCACCCCUCCCAUGGCGGCGCAAUAUGGCCCGGCCCGGGGCGAGGGGGCGGGGACCCGGAUUUGAAGAGCCGGCCUUUGAGCUAAAGGCGGGAAAUGGCGGAUUCCUCGGGACGCGGAGCUGGGAAGCCUUCCGCGGGGGGUCCCGGUACUCCUGGUGGCGCUAAGAUGAAAGGAAGAAAAACACAAGGUGGAAGAGUCGUUGAGUCCCGAUACUUGCAGUACGAGAAGAAAACCACCAAAAAGACUUCUGUAGCAGAGGUAGUGAAGACCGGUGGGAAGAUGCCUGAAGGGGGAAGGAAACUCCACAUGCUCCAGAAGAGCAAAGACAGCAGCGGAAUCGGGAAGGGCGACCUGCAGUCCACAUUGCUGGAAGGGCACGGCACUGCCCCGCCAGACCUGGACCUCUCGGCCAUCAAUGACAAGAGUAUGAUUAGAAAGACUCCGCAGCUAGAAAAGACGAUGUCGAAGAGAACCGACUCGUCAUCAUUUUCUUCUUCACAGAGAAAGAGCCCGGACCUAUCAGAGGCGAUGGAAAUGAUGGAAUCCCAGACAUUGCUCCUGACCCUGCUGACCGUGAAGAUGGAGAAUGGUCUCGCUUCAUUCGAAGAAAAGGCAGAGAGGAAUUUAUUAAUAAUGUGUAAAGAGAAGGAGAAGCUACAGAAGAAGGCCCAUGAGCUGAAGCGCAAACUUCUCCUCACUCAGCGGAAGCGGGAGCUGGCAGACGUCCUUGACGCUCAGAUCGAGAUGCUCAGCCCCUACGAGGCUGUGGCCGAGCGCUUUAAGGAGCAGUACAAGGCGUUCGCCACGGCCCUGGACACCACGAGGCACGAGCUUCCCGUGAAAUCGGUCCACCUGGACGGGGACGGGCAACGGUUCUUAGACAAUUUGCAGCAGGAGUUGACGACCACAUGCCAUCUGCUGGAAGAACUGGGGAUCGGCAGUUUAGAAGAAAACAUGAAAGCUCUGGACCUGCUGAGCGAACUCAAGGAAAUGACCCAAAGGAAGGAUCUGGAACUCCGAAGGAGCUUUGCCCAGGUGCUGGACCUCUCGGCCGAGGCGAGCAGAGAGGCGGCUUUAAUCAACCAGGAGGUCUGGGAGGAAGCCCAGGGCCUGGAGGCCCCCAGCCAGUGGUACUUCAACCAGGAAGGCGCCGGCGGGGAAGCUCUGGGGCUGGUCCGGACCCCGCUCCUGUUGGGCGCCGGAGAGCCACACACGGCGUGAGUCUGCAUGCCAGCCGUGUGCCCCCCGCCCAAGGGGGGACCUCCCUGCUGACCGCCGGGAAGAAAGCCCAGCCCCUCCCCCGGCUCAGUGCACACGUGUGUGCCGCAGCCUCGUGUGUCACGCUCUGGGAGCUCAAGCACUUUAGACACUACUUUGGCGAUGUAGCUGUUUUUGUACGAGCGUAUCAAUCACUUGAUAUUUAAAGAAUAAAACUUGUGCAGUCAA